Auanema sp. JU1783 is the source of this 1308-nucleotide messenger RNA. The record is from the annotation of a GenBank genome assembly. Lineage: Eukaryota; Metazoa; Nematoda; Chromadorea; Rhabditida; Rhabditidae.
AUGCUCAGCAGAAUUAGCCAACCUUUGCUGCAAACAGCUCAGAAGACACUAGCAGCUUCUGCUAGAAACUUGAUGCUCCAUGAGCAUCAUGGUAUGUCUGUUCUUCAAAAGGAAGACAUCAAGGUUCCACCUUUCGGAGUAGCCCGAUCUGCUGAGCAAGCUAAGGAUCAAGCCAGGAAAAUUGGCGGUAAAGAUUAUGUAAUCAAAGCCCAAGUUCUUGCCGGAGGAAGAGGAAAGGGAAAGUUUGACUCUGGUCUUCAAGGAGGAGUUCAAAUCGUCUUCACUCCAGAGGAAGCUGAAGAGAAAGCAAAACUUAUGAUUGGUUCUAAUCUUGUAACUAAGCAAACUGACCACCGUGGAAAGAGAUGUGAUGAGGUUAUGGUAUGCAAACGUCUCUUCACUCGCCGUGAGUACUACUUUUCUAUCACAUUAGACAGAACAACAAAUGGACCUAUUAUCAUUGGAUCCUCUCGAGGAGGAGUCAACAUUGAGGAAGUUGCUGAAACUGAACCAGAUGCAAUUGUUAAGGUUCCCAUUGACCUCAGUGUCGGAAUCACUGAAGAGAUUGCCAAGGAUGUUGCCACUAGAAUGGGAUUCCAAGGAGAUUGCUUGACCCAGGCUUCUGAAAUCAUCAAGAAGCUUUACAACUUGUUCAGAAAGAGUGAUGCUACUCUCAUCGAAAUCAACCCCAUGGCUGAAGAUGUUAACGGAGAUGUUUAUUGCAUGGAUUGCAAACUUCUCCUCGACUCUAACGCUGAGUUCCGUCAAGCCGAUCUCUUCUCUCUCAAGGAUUCCAAACAAGAGGAUGAACUCGAGAUCCGUGCUGCUGCUGCUAACUUGAACUACAUUAGAUUGGACGGAAAUAUCGGAUGCAUGGUUAAUGGAGCUGGAUUGGCUAUGGCCACUAUGGAUAUCAUUAAACUUCACGGAGGAGAGCCAGCUAAUUUCCUCGAUGUUGGUGGUGGAGCUACUGUUGAACAAGUCACUGAAGCUUUCAAGAUUAUCACAGCUGAUGAGAAAAAAGUUAACGCUAUUUUAGUAAACAUUUUCGGAGGAAUUAUGCGUUGCGACGUUAUCGCUCAAGGUAUUAUUCAAGCUGCUAAUGAAUUGAAACUGAAAAUUCCAAUCGUCGUUCGUCUCCAAGGAACAAAGGUUGAGGAUGCCAAGGCUCUUAUUGCCACUUCUCAGUUGAGGAUUCUACCAUGCGACAAUCUUGACGAAGCCGCCAAGAUGGUUGUCAAACUUUCAAACAUCGUGAACCUUGCUCGUGCCGCUCAAAUCGAUGUUAAAUUUGAACUGUCCAUCUAA